This is a messenger RNA of Fusarium keratoplasticum, 762 nucleotides long. Its product is annotated as Isopentenyl-diphosphate Delta-isomerase. Gene Ontology annotation, molecular function: isopentenyl-diphosphate delta-isomerase activity. Lineage: Eukaryota; Fungi; Ascomycota; Sordariomycetes; Hypocreales; Nectriaceae. Gene Ontology annotation, biological process: isopentenyl diphosphate biosynthetic process; isoprenoid biosynthetic process. The record is from RefSeq and is a predicted model, not a curated record. Gene Ontology annotation, cellular component: cytoplasm. The transcript is spliced from 3 exons. Bases 1 to 762 code for a protein of 253 amino acids.
AUGUCAACAACAACAACCGUCACUGCCCAGCCCAUCACGGCUGAGGCUAUGCUCCGUCUCUUCCCUGACAUUGACACCAGCUCGGAGCCCUUGUCCGGUCACGAUGAGGAGCAGAUUCGCCUCAUGGACGAGGUCUGCAUCGUCCUCGACGAGAACGACAAGCCAAUUGGCACUGCCAGCAAGAAGAUUUGCCAUCUCAUGACCAACAUCGACAAGGGCCUCCUCCAUCGUGCCUUUUCCGUCUUCCUCUUCAACGACAAGAACGAGCUGCUCCUCCAGCAGCGCGCCACCGAGAAGAUCACCUUUCCCGACAUGUGGACCAACACCUGCUGCUCCCACCCCCUCAACAUCCCCACCGAGACGGGAUCGAGCCUCGAGGAUGCCAUCGCCGGCGUCAAGAGGGCCGCUCAGCGCAAGCUUGACCACGAGCUUGGCAUCAAGAAGGAGCAGGUCCCCUUUGAGAAGUUCCACUUCCUGACCCGAAUUCACUACAAGGCUCCCAGCGGCGGAAAGUGGGGUGAGCAUGAAAUCGACUAUAUUCUCUUCAUCAAGGCCAAUGUCGACCUCGACGUCAACAAGAACGAGGUCAGGGACACCCAGUACGUCAGCCCAGAGAAGCUCAAGAAGCAAUUCGACGACCCCAGCCUGGUCUUCACUCCCUGGUUCAAGCUCAUCUGCAACUCGAUGCUGUUUGAGUGGUGGGAGAACCUCGACUCUGGCCUGGACAAGUACCUGAACGAGCAGGAGAUUCGCCGCAUGUAA